UUGACCAGAUCUUACGCCGUUUUGCCUUAUUGCCAUAUACGCUCGCAAGAACCUAAUUGCACGCCUGAAUUAUACUAGGGUCUGUUUCUUGCAAUGGCCUCAUACUACUUCACUAUUAUCGGAACACGUGAUAAUCCUUUAUACGAGCUUGAAUUCUCCUCGUUCAAAAGUGGGCAUUCCUCGAUUCCUGGAGAAGCUCGCUUCUCCCCAAAAGUAAAGGAGCUUCUACCAUUUAUUAGCAAUGCAUCUCUAGAUAUUGUUGAAGACGCGCAGUGGCAGACCAGCGGCUUUAAUUUGGGAAAAGUCGACUCAUUCUACGGCGUCCUGGUAAACGCAUUCAUAACACAGGGAAACAUCAAGUUGGUACUUUGUUCAGACGCAUCAACAAGCUCCGAAAGCACGAUAUCGAUGACCAGCACUAAACAGGAUGAGACAGCAAUCCGGCAUUUUUUUACUGAGGCCUACGAGUUGUACGUCAAAGCACAGCUUAAUCCAUUCUAUGCGGUAAACGAUCCCCUCGUGUCGCCAGAUUUCGACCACAGAGUCAAGUCUUUGGCACGCAAAUAUCUCUAGUGUCAUGCGCUGAAACCUGAGCAGACAAUCAGCUUGUUGUGUAACACUGUACACAUGCUUAUACUGGAAGAGCAUCAUUAAGGUGUGUUUGGCUCAUACCAUUUCUCAGAAAGGCCAGGUGUUAGAGAAGACGACUAUACUCUCAAAAUUCAAUAUAAUUUCGGCAGCUCAAUCAUUCAUACAUUGGCUGCUGGAAUUUUGAGCUAGGAUGAGAGAAAAAAUCACCAAGUGAUUUCUCCUUCGCUCUUUAUAGCGUGCAGUUUCUAAAGAUCUUCCUCAUCUCUCGGUCCAACAAACGCGAUCAAUACAGUGAUUAACUUCAUCGAACCUCAAGCAAAGUGACGCUCACGCUAUACC
This is a messenger RNA of Metschnikowia bicuspidata var. bicuspidata NRRL YB-4993, 930 nucleotides long. RefSeq names its product TRAPP subunit (gene TRS20). The coding region runs from base 94 to 573 and encodes 159 amino acids. Lineage: Eukaryota; Fungi; Ascomycota; Pichiomycetes; Serinales; Metschnikowiaceae. The transcript has a single exon. The record is from RefSeq and is a predicted model, not a curated record. Gene Ontology annotation, cellular component: nucleus; cytoplasm; TRAPP complex. Gene Ontology annotation, biological process: endoplasmic reticulum to Golgi vesicle-mediated transport.